GAGACAUGAGUGUCCGGACGGAGGACAGCAUCACCUUGUGCCAAAGGGCUCUCCAAAUCGUUACGGAACUUUGUCUCACGGGACACGUAGACCGGGAGAAAUGUUCGGAUAUAUUCCCGCUGGAGAGCAGCAUACCAGGUAAAGGACACGCAGGUAAAUGGAACAUUUAGUCCAUUCUUCUCCUAAUAUUCUCAGUUAAUCACUUCCCUUUGUUCUCCUCUGAAAUAAUGACACCUGGUAAUAAAUCGACAGCUUUCUCCGGUUGAAACGCGUUAAAGACGCCGAGUUUGAUUCGUUUUAACAUGUGGGACUGUUCUGAAAGUGUUUAUUAUCUACUUGUUACGCAUCUCGCCGCUCCUCAGUCUCCGCCGAUCAAAUGGCAACAGGUGGAAAACAGACGGAGCGCAGCUUCUGGAAAGGAUCAUCCUCUCAUUCUCUGGUGUUUUCGUUCUUUUUUCCCCCACUUUAUAAUAUUUACUAUCACUUUUAUCUACCUGUCUGUAAAGGGAAUUAAGCUUCCUUGAAUAUGACACAGUGCAAACUUUUAAAUAUGAGCCAGAUCCGGUGAUGCCAGCAGCAGAUGAGAGUUUAUAAUAAUAUUCUUCCUCUUAAUGUGAUUUUCUUGUUGCUCCUUUUGAAUGACUUCUCUAUAUUAACCCUGCUGUAUCAAACAGGUGCAUAUGCUGCCCCCUCUUUCUUACAGCUUGCUUUCUCUCCCUUUUUCUCCUUCUCCCUUGCAUGUUUGUGUGUCACAUUUUUGUCCUCCGCCUGCUUCCCCCUAUCCUCUCUGUGUGUGUCACCUUUGCCUUCCUCUAUGGGUUACAUGUAGACAUCUCUAUUAGUCUCCUUGCUGUGGUCGUGGGUUUCUGUGGCCUCGCCCUGUUGGUAGUCUCUCUCUUUGUUUUUUGGAAGCUGUGUUGGCCCAUUUGGAGGAGCAAGGCUCUGUCAGCGCACGCUGAAAAUGGCCUCCACGUGGGCUUCCCCGAGGCGCCCCCGCCCAGCUCCCCGCCGGCCACCGAGUGCAAAGUGGCCGAGGUGGAGAAGAAGCACCCGCCGGAAGUGAAGGUGAACGGACGGAGCUCAGUGAAGCUCCUGGAGGCGGCCAUGAAGAUCAGCCAGACGUCUCCGGACAUCCCCGCCGAGGUGCAAACGGCCCUGAGGGAGAAGCUCAGCCAGCAGGCUAAAAUCCAGAGGCAGACCACCGAGCCGACGUCCUCCUCCAGACACAAUUCAUUCCGGCGCCACCUGCCUCGUCAGAUGAACGUCACCAGUUUUGACUUCAGCAUGGACACAGUGCCUCUCCGCCAGUCUUCUACAGUAAGCAUCGGAAGAAUAAAGCCCGAACUCUACAAGCAGAAGUCUGUGGACUCGGAGGACGAGUCCAAAGAGCCCGUGGAGACGUGCGGGAAGCUCAGCUUCUCGCUUCGCUACGACUACGAGGAGCAGGCCUUGGUGGUGAGGAUCCUCAAAGCCUUGGACCUGCCCGCCAAGGACUUCACGGGCACAUCCGACCCGUACGUGAAGAUCUACCUGCUGCCCGAGAGGAAGAAGAAGUACCAGACGCGAGUCCACCGCAAGAAUCUGAACCCCAUGUUUGAUGAGACCUUCUGUUUUCCCGUGGCGUACGAUGAGCUUUGCAACCGCAAGCUGCACUUCAGCGUGUACGACUUCGACCGAUUCACCAGCCAUGAUAUGAUUGGUGAGGUGGUGGUCGACAACCUCUUUGAACUCUCUGAUCUUUCCAGGGAAGCAGUAGUGUGGAAGGACAUUCACGCUGCAACUACGGAGAGUAUUGACCUGGGUGAGAUCAUGUACUCGUUGUGCUACCUCCCCACAGCGGGGAGAAUGACCCUGACGGUCAUCAAAUGCAGAAACCUCAAAGCUAUGGACAUCACAGGCUCUUCAGAUCCAUAUGUUAAGGUUUACCUGAUAUGUGAUGGACGGAGGUUAAAGAAGAGGAAAACAACAACCAAGAAAAGCACACUUAAUCCAGUCUACAACGAGGCAAUCAUCUUCGACAUCCCCCCGGAGAAUGUGGAACAAGUCAGCCUAUCCAUCAUGGUGAUGGAUUAUGAUCGGGUUGGACACAAUGAGGUGAUUGGCGUCUGCCGCACGGGCCCAGAUGCCAUCGGCCUUGGACGAGAUCACUGGAACGAAAUGUUGGCGUACCCGCGGAAGCCCAUCACGCACUGGCACGCUCUGGGAGAGUGGCCCGGCAGAGCAGCAAGCUUUGAGAGUCAAGGUUCGUGUCCUUCGCCCAAACCUCCACAAACGCCGUAAUGCUCGCAGGUAGAGUCACGACAUCACCUCUGUAAGAAAGAACACGUUUGUUAAGAGUUGUCUCUUGAGAGCGCGUUGUAUAAAAAGAAUUCAUCCCGAUUUGUGUUUCUUACAUAUUUUGAUUGCAAUUGUUAUUCAUUAAUCUGAAUGCAAAUCUCUUGAAGUGCUCUACAGAGCUGGCUAUGCACAGCACUCACGGUCGUUCAGUUGAAGAAUUUGCUUUUCAUACGUCUGCUUCUAAAUUCUCUGAAGGUUUUUUUAUUUGCCACACAUUCACAAAGACCACAUGAAUGGUAGCGCUAGCUGCAACUCAAGUCCUUGCAACUACAACAUUUUCAAUAUCUUUGAGCAACCUUUUUUCUGAACCCUGGAGCGCUUGAGUGCGUUUCCGUUUACUUUGAUACGGCACAAAGUUAAAAGGGCUACGGUGCUCAGUGCCAUGAAAACAUUUACUUGAUAAAAAUAAAGUAGCCAGUAGACCGAGUGAGUCAGGUUCUGAUGGAAGAAUGAAAGGAACUGAGCGUUUGUCUACAAGGGCAAUGGGUAAAUCUCUCCGAAAAUCCAUCCAUCAGUCACAGCUGCCACCGAUGUGUAAAACAGGCUGUCAGACUUGAGAAAAACGUAGCAGGUGCAUGUAGCAACCGUAGAGAAAUAGACUUUAAUGUGUUUCUAAAAACCUGGAUGAACCUUAAAGAGAAACAAAAUCAGUUAUAUUUAUUUUUACACAAUUUCAUUUUGUAAUUUCAAAAUGGUAGAAUUAAUUAUGAAAAGUGACUCCAUUAUUAAACCAGUGACUCUGAAUGUCCAGCAAGUGUGUGGGUUAUAUGUUGAUGCAUAAAUUAACUACAUCCUAGUAACAUAAUGAGCUGCACUUUUGGAGAUACAGGUUACGACCACAGACUGUAAGAAAAGUGGACGCCAUGACUGCUCCUCAAAAGUGAUGUCAAAGCAAGUAGAGCUCCCCCUGGUGUCUGGCUGCAGUAAAGGUCAUAAGCUCCACCCCGUCUAUGUAAGCGGGUGGGACUUGGGUUUCUGUCAUAUAAGGUAGUUAAGUGGAGACAUGUCGCCCAUUUUUCCUACAUCCACUGUCCAGUAUUCCAUACAAAAUGUGAUUUAUUAUAUGAGAGUUUAAGCUAACGACAAGACAAGAGACUCCAUAAUGUCCCAUAACUAGGCCUGAGAGAACAACUGUAGCAAAACGUGUCAUUUUUAAAAUUAUCGAACAACUUCUAAACAUUUUCAGAUGCAAGUUUACAGGAAUAAAGAACGAUGCUGCAUCAUUUACAAUCUACAAGCACUUACUGGCCGCCUUAACAAAUGUGCCACAAUAUUUGCAUCAGUUACCUUUGACUAAGUUGAAAAGGGUAAAUGUCUAGAGUAAUCUCAGUUCAGAGUGAAAUUGGCUCGCAUAUUUCAUAUUUGCAUAUUUAUAUAUUUCCUGUAACAAACACCCAAAAAGCCAGCCUGCUCUAACUGGCCCCAAUGGCCCAAGUGGGUUCCACUCAUACAUUGGGAUGCCCAUUAGUACCCGCCCCCUUGUGCAGGAUGAGUCAUCAACAUUUUUAAACCAUUUACGAGGUAAUUACAAACCGUAAAAUACAAUUAAAAACACCAACAAAAAUACUUUUUUUUGCACAAUAUUUGGCAUAAAAUUGGUGCAUAGGUGACAUAUAGACAAAUAAAAACAAUGAUUUCAUGGAGGAGAAAAAAAUAAAUCAUUAUUUCUCCUGCAGUCAGAAAUAAAUCAUUUUCAGAUAUUAUAUUUAUUUUUAUAUUAAUCCAUGUGGAAUUAAGUUCAGUGCAUCUAACGCCGAACAUAGACUCAGCUUCUCUUAUAUGUGAGUAAUAAGAAACUAAUAAGAAACCAACAUAGCAAUUAGAAAAAAGGCUAUGUACUGUUAUCUUACUUGCACAUGCAGUAAUUGAUGCGUUCCCCUCCCCUUUGCUCUGCCCUUAAUAUUAAAAAGAAAUAUUUUUACUUGUAGCAUGCCUGUGUCCACUUUGAAAAACACUUACUGAGGGGAAAUGUGAGUAUUUCAGAUUUUGAACUUUGUGUUUACAGUUGUAUAUAUAUACCUGUCAAUGGCACUGUUUGUACAUAUUGAAAAGUGAAAUUUAAGAAUCUGUCGUAACUUAUGGACAUAGAGACAUGACAAUGUAUUUCUAUUGUUUGGUGAUUCUCUGAACAGCUCAGACUUGUACCCGAGUGAAAUUUAUACACGUUCUGUAUUAGUUGUGAACAAUUAGUCAGACUGGAAACCCAGUGAAAGCCAACUACCUUAUCGAGUUAUUCCAUGUUUAGGACUUUAGAGCUUCGAGCUGUAUCUGUUUGCCUAUUUGGUUGAAUCUAUAUCAAGCAAGAACAACUGCAACUACUGUCAUGAUGUGUACAGUUUGUGAUAACUUUUGUAACAAUUUAAAGUAAACAUUUGGGAUAUAAUUUAUUGUAUCUGUUUCAUAUGUAUUUUAACAACAUAAAUAAAAAAAAUAAGAGUCA
Mugil cephalus (flathead mullet) is the source of this 4777-nucleotide messenger RNA. It is a transcript of the gene syt10, whose product is annotated as synaptotagmin X. NCBI's taxonomy places the organism in Eukaryota, Metazoa, Chordata, Actinopteri, Mugiliformes, Mugilidae. Gene Ontology annotation, biological process: calcium-ion regulated exocytosis; regulation of dopamine secretion; cellular response to calcium ion. Gene Ontology annotation, molecular function: phosphatidylserine binding; syntaxin binding; clathrin binding. The transcript is spliced from 6 exons. The record is from RefSeq and is a predicted model, not a curated record. Gene Ontology annotation, cellular component: membrane. Bases 739 to 2280 code for a protein of 513 amino acids.